CUUGUGUCUUCGCUCUCGUCCGCGGGGUGGAAGAGCACGGGCAGAGCCGGAGGCGCUCUUCGAAGCGCGAGCGUCGGGCAGCUCCGUCCCCCUCCAUCUCCUUUGCAUUGUUGCCGUUAAAAUCAAUGAACCGAGUUUUCUUUCUGGCCCAGAGCACCCACUAAAUCGGUUUGGAUGAUUCGCGAUCUGAGCAAGAUGUAUCCUCAAACCAGACACCCGGCACCUCAUCAGCCUGCUCAACCCUUCAAAUUCACCAUUUCUGAAUCCUGCGAUCGGAUUAAGGAGGAGUUUCAGUUUUUACAAGCUCAGUACCACAGUUUAAAGCUAGAAUGUGAAAAACUGGCCAGUGAAAAGACGGAGAUGCAGCGACAUUAUGUCAUGUAUUAUGAAAUGUCGUAUGGGUUGAAUAUAGAGAUGCAUAAACAGGCGGAAAUUGUCAAGAGGCUGAAUGCCAUCUGUGCCCAGGUCAUUCCGUUCUUGUCCCAGGAGCACCAGCAACAAGUGGUGCAGGCUGUGGAACGUGCCAAGCAAGUGACCAUGGCAGAACUGAACGCAAUCAUUGGGCAGCAGCAACUCCAGGCCCAGCAUUUAUCACAUGGACAUGGCCUUCCGGUGCCUCUUACUCCACACCCUUCAGGAUUACAGCCACCCACCAUUCCACCCAUUGGCAGCAGUGCAGGCCUCCUAGCCUUGUCAAGUGCCCUUGGGGGGCAGUCUCACCUUCCAAUCAAAGAUGAAAAGAAGCAUCAUGAUAGUGAUCACCAAAGAGACAGAGACUCCAUAAAGAGUUCAUCUGUAUCUCCAUCAGCAAGUUUCAGAGCCUCUGAGAAGCACAGAAACUCCACAGACUACUCUUCUGAAAGUAAAAAACAGAAGACAGAAGAAAAAGAAAUAGCAACUCGUUAUGAUAGUGAUGGUGAAAAGAGUGAUGAUAACUUGGUGGUUGAUGUAUCCAAUGAGGAUCCAUCAUCUCCACGAGGCAGCCCAGCACAUUCUCCAAGGGAGAAUGGCUUGGACAAGACUCGUCUACUCAAGAAAGAUGCACCAAUUAGCCCAGCCUCAAUAGCAUCUUCCAGCAGCACUCCUUCUUCCAAAUCCAAAGAACUUAGCCUUAAUGAGAAAUCUACCACCCCUGUGUCUAAAUCAAAUACCCCAACUCCACGUACUGAUGCUCCAACUCCCGGCAGUAAUUCUACACCUGGAUUAAGGCCUGUUCCUGGAAAGCCACCAGGAGUUGAUCCAUUAGCUUCAGGAUUAAGAACACCCAUGGCAGUACCAUGCCCUUAUCCUGCCCCAUUUGGAAUAGUACCCCAUGCUGGAAUGAAUGGUGAACUGACCAGUCCUGGAGCUGCAUAUGCGGGUUUGCAUAACAUCUCUCCUCAGAUGAGUGCAGCUGCAGCAGCAGCAGCUGCUGCUGCUGCCUAUGGAAGAUCUCCAGUGGUUGGUUUUGAUCCACAUCAUCAUAUGCGAGUCCCAGGCAUUCCUCCGAAUCUGACAGGCAUCCCAGGAGGAAAACCGGCGUACUCAUUUCAUGUAAGUGCUGAUGGUCAGAUGCAGCCCGUACCUUUCCCUCCUGAUGCCCUCAUUGGGCCAGGAAUUCCACGGCAUGCUCGGCAGAUUAACACCCUAAACCAUGGAGAAGUGGUGUGUGCAGUUACUAUUAGCAACCCAACAAGACACGUGUACACUGGUGGAAAAGGAUGUGUCAAGGUCUGGGAUAUCAGUCAUCCAGGAAACAAAAGUCCUGUCUCUCAGCUGGAUUGUUUGAACAGAGAUAACUACAUCCGCUCCUGCAGAUUACUCCCAGAUGGCCGCACCCUGAUUGUUGGUGGGGAAGCCAGCACGUUAUCCAUUUGGGACCUAGCAGCCCCAACUCCACGCAUUAAAGCAGAGCUGACAUCCUCAGCUCCUGCCUGCUAUGCUCUAGCAAUUAGCCCAGAUUCCAAAGUGUGCUUCUCUUGCUGUAGCGAUGGGAACAUUGCAGUAUGGGAUCUGCAUAAUCAGACCCUGGUCAGGCAAUUCCAGGGCCACACAGAUGGAGCCAGCUGCAUUGACAUUUCUAAUGAUGGCACUAAGCUCUGGACCGGAGGCUUGGACAAUACAGUGAGAUCCUGGGACCUGAGGGAAGGGAGGCAGCUACAGCAGCAUGACUUCACAUCCCAGAUCUUCUCACUGGGCUAUUGCCCUACUGGAGAAUGGUUGGCAGUAGGGAUGGAGAACAGCAAUGUUGAAGUGCUGCAUGUCACAAAACCAGACAAAUAUCAGCUACAUCUUCAUGAGAGUUGUGUGUUAUCCCUUAAAUUUGCCCAUUGUGGCAAAUGGUUUGUAAGCACUGGAAAGGAUAAUCUUCUGAAUGCAUGGAGAACACCUUAUGGAGCCAGUAUAUUUCAGUCCAAAGAGUCAUCUUCUGUACUUAGCUGUGAUAUCUCUGUGGAUGACAAAUACAUUGUCACUGGCUCUGGGGACAAGAAGGCUACAGUCUAUGAAGUUAUUUAUUAGAGACAAAUCUGAAUGAAAACAGUACUCCUCCUAGUAGCACUUUGCUGUAUAUUACUUUUAUUUUUCUGUUUCCCAAACUGAGGGAUGAAAAUGUUCAACACAGUUGUGGAAUUUUCCCACUAGACUUGCUAUUUAAUAGCAAGCAUUCAUUAAGAACAUGUAAUACCAAAUCUUCAGCUAUCUACUUGGAAGAAGAUGGAAUAAGCAUACUUAACAGGGAACUGACUCUUUUAAUUAUGUAACAUAGCUGUAAUGUAUUUAUUUUGUUAAAGAAAACUUUCUAACAAGGAACUGACUAAAUAAAGUAGUCUGCGUCUGCCUUGGAUUUGAAGAGAGAAGUACAAUAAUGUGUCUCAAAGAUCAUCUUCAUUCUUUCUGGAUGUUUUUGCUACAUUUCUUUGAAAAGAAAGAUGUGCAUCUUUGGGCAAUUUUGCAGUUACAAAGAUUACAGAAAAAAAUAUUUGAUACAUUCAUUGGAGAUGGCACUGAGAAGGGAAUGGAUUCCUACAUGAAUACAAACUAUAAAAGUGAGAACCUCAGAGUUAGAAUUUAGAAGAGCACUCAUUCUGAAGUGCAGAACAAAAUGGAUUUUUACUCAGAGAAGGACUUGCUUUAUUUACCGCCAGUUCUAUCCAAGUCUUAGUUGAACGUCCCUGAAAUGGACGCAGGCUGAGCCAUUGUGCCAGAAACCAUUGUGUUAUCUUUUUAUGUUGUUGUUGUUGCUGUUAAACUAUGACCUGUGACAUAUUCUUUUUGAAUGCUUUAAAAAAAAAAUCUUUAAGUCUGUGGAUCUGCUGAUGUACAGUGCCUUUGCUGCUAUGGAUCAAAAUCAAAAGAACUGUGUAGAUAAACCUUUAUUGUGUAAGUAGAAAAUUACUUAAUUUCAUACUAGAAAUGGGUUAAUGCUGCAAGUUAAAAUGGACUGUUCAUUGAAGUUCCAAAUGUGGUAGCAAAUAAUAAUAUUAAUAAUAAUAAUAAUAAUGUGUUAAGUGCUCAGUGUUUGAUGUUAUUAACAGUUUCGUAAUACUCUACAGUGUAGAAAGAUUUUGAUACUAAACUGUGUCAUUGUACAUAGUUCUAAUGCAUUGUAUUGACCACAAGUACUUCUAUAAUGGUAGAUUAUUGUUUGUGCAUUCAAACUUUUAAGCAUUAAACAUAAGUAACUUGUAAGAAAAGUUUUUUUUUCUAUUUUUUCCUUCUUUUGUGUGAUGCAAUAUGAAACCAUCAAACAGAUGUUACUGCUUUUUUAACUUACUCUAAGAACACGUGAUGUAUGUUAAAAGAUA
Molecule: messenger RNA, 3785 nt
Organism: Python bivittatus (Burmese python)
Lineage: Eukaryota; Metazoa; Chordata; Lepidosauria; Squamata; Pythonidae
Product: TLE family member 4, transcriptional corepressor
Biological process (GO): negative regulation of canonical Wnt signaling pathway; regulation of DNA-templated transcription
Cellular component (GO): transcription regulator complex; nucleus
Molecular function (GO): protein binding; transcription corepressor activity
Source: RefSeq, a predicted model, not a curated record